CAUGCGUGCUCUGUGGCCGAGUGGAUCAGGACUCGAGCAUAUAUGGGCACAAACAUGAGAAAAACGGGUUCUACUUCCAUACUUUUUGUGUGAGCCUGCUCUUUCUUCUUCUACAGAUAUUCUCCACUGGUCUUUGUAAACCAGGAAACAACAACAGAAAUGCAUGCCAUUUCAAAGAAGAGCUGAUACGCACAAUCAGGCAGGGAGAGCAGACGCUCUGCUUCGUCUGUGGCCAGCGUGGGGCCACCAUCACCUGCGCAGAGCCGGACUGCGACCGCAGCUUCCAUCUCUCCUGCACCUCAGAGGGCGAAUGCGUCACCCAGUUCUGCGAAGAUUUCAGGUCCUUCUGCUGGGUGCAUCGUCCACAUCAGGCAGUGGAGGCAGCGCCGGUGCAGGACACGACCUGCAUCAUCUGCAUGGAGUCCAUGGAGCACAGCAGAUCAUACAGCACCAUGGUGUGCCCAGCCUGCCGACACGCCUGGUUCCACCGGGCUUGCAUCCAGGUAGGAGCCCUUCCUCACCCCAUGAGCACGGCAGGUGCUCAGCAGCACCAGGCCAGGCUCACACUCACCCUUUUGUUUCUGCUACAGGAACUGGCCAUGUGCGCAGGAAUUUAUUGCUUUCAUUGCCCCCACUGCCGAGACAGAGACAGGUUUAUUCGAGACAUGCUCACUAUGGGGAUCCGAAUCCCAUUCAGAAAACCAACGUGGGAGGACAAUUAUGACUAUGCAACCCUGGGAGCUAGGCAUCAGCGCUGUGAUGCCAGCGACUGCCAUUAUCCACAUGGCCGGGAACAAGAAGAGGGAGAGGGGUGA
Molecule: messenger RNA, 815 nt
Organism: Lagopus leucura (white-tailed ptarmigan)
Lineage: Eukaryota; Metazoa; Chordata; Aves; Galliformes; Phasianidae
Product: G2/M phase-specific E3 ubiquitin-protein ligase-like
Cellular component (GO): nucleus
Source: RefSeq, a predicted model, not a curated record